AACUAGAGCCAGUGAGAUUUGCUGACAUUCCUGGUACGCACCUGGGGAGGAGACCAGUGCCCAGUGGCCUGGCAGACUGUGGCCUUUUCUCAGAGGGGCACUGAGACCCGGGAACAUGAGGGAGGUGACCUGCGGGAGGGGGUGGGUGCCUCAGGGCCUGUCACCCUGUGACUUGACUUGGGUGCCUCUUCCCACAGGGGCUGCAUGGUGUUCUCGGGCCCCUAUGUCUGGGCCAACUUCACUAUCCUGGCCCUGGGCGUGUGGGCUGUUGCUCAGCGGGACUCCAUUGACGCCGUCAGUAUGUUUCUGGGUGGCUUGGCGACCACCAUCUUCUUGGACAUCAUCCACAUCAGCAUCUUCUACCCGCGGGACAGCCUCUCUGACACGGGGCGCUUCAGUGCCGGUAUGGCCAUCCUCAGCCUGCUGCUCAAGCCCUUCUCCUGCUGCCUCGUCUACCACAUGUACCGGGAGCGCGGGGGUGAGCUGCUCUACACUGGUUUUCUUGGAUCUUCACAGGAGCGCAGUGCCUACCAGACGAUUGACCCCCCAGAGGUACCCACAGACCCCUUUGCAAGCUCAGAGGGCAAGGGUCAUGCCCCCUAUGGGUACUGAAGCCAGCCCCACUUCAGCCGCACCCAGGGGCCAGUUUGACAAACUGCUGUGGAGGCCCAGGCUGCAUCGCUUUCCUUGUGCCUUGGACAUGUGUUAGAGGGGUUCCUGACCCCCUUUCUCAGACCUAACAUGGCACGUGUCCUCCUGUUCCCCAUCUCAGGGGCUUCGUGAAUCAAGAACCUGAGAGGCCAGGAGCCCUGGGCACACCUGUGCCAAACUUCCUGAGGCCUCCCCUCCCUUCAGAGUACCCCACUGGUCCCAGGCUGGGAUCCGUGGCCUCCUUCCUCCCCUCCACCCUUAGCUGCUCAAUGCAGGGUCAGGCCUCUGAGGGCCAGUGACACCCCCUGCCCCAGCCCCUGCCCCAGGCCUGGUUUGUUCAUCUCCCCUCGCAAAAGCUCUGAGAGCUUUGCUCAGCCUGGGAGCCCUCUGGUGUGUGGGUGGGUCCCUGUGCUUCUUGUUGCCUGACGACCCCGGGGCUGGAGGCAGGAGUUUCUGCAGCACCUGAGACCCACCUCGGCCUCUACCGGCCCCUCUCAGAGCCAUGCAUUAAAGUUUGGGGAAUUCUGUA
Molecule: messenger RNA, 1180 nt
Organism: Manis javanica (Malayan pangolin)
Lineage: Eukaryota; Metazoa; Chordata; Mammalia; Pholidota; Manidae
Source: RefSeq, a predicted model, not a curated record